Mugil cephalus (flathead mullet) is the source of this 2073-nucleotide messenger RNA. Its product is annotated as putative methyltransferase-like protein 7A. The coding region runs from base 106 to 840 and encodes 244 amino acids. Gene Ontology annotation, molecular function: S-adenosylmethionine-dependent methyltransferase activity. NCBI's taxonomy places the organism in Eukaryota, Metazoa, Chordata, Actinopteri, Mugiliformes, Mugilidae. The transcript has 2 exons. The record is from RefSeq and is a predicted model, not a curated record.
CGCCGCCGUGUGGCCAAAUUAUACACUGAUGGUCAAGUAUGAAGAAAGUAAUCUCGUGAUCUUCUUAAAUCCGUGCUGAGGUGUCCUAGGAAGCCUGAGAGGAAAAUGACGUCUUGUCUUAUCAAAGUGUGCAGAUUAUUUUGCUUAACGUUGACUUUACCCUUAAAGCUGAUGGAGAUCUUAGGCCUGUGUGGUGUGUACAAACGCCUCUUCCCCUUGCUCGCCUACAAUAUAACGUUUUCAUACAACGACAAAGUGCACAAAAUGAAGAGGGAGCUUUUCCGGAACGUGGGCAAAUUUGCAGACGCCGACGGCACGCUUCGCCUGCUGGAGAUCGGAUGCGGCAGCGGCGCAAACUUUAAAUUUUACCCGUAUGGCUGCACCGUGAUCUGCACCGACCACAACCCGCACUUCGAGAAGUACCUGCGGAUGAGCAUGGACGCAAACAAGCAUCUGACUUAUGACGGCUUUCUAGUCGUCUCUGCGGAGGACAUGGAGGAGGUAAAGGACGAGUCUGUAGACGUUGUUGUCUGCACCUUGGUCCUGUGCUCUGUCACCGAUGUCAAGCUGGUCCUGCAGGAGGCCCGACGAGUCCUCAAAACAGGUGGAGCCUUCUACUUCAUGGAGCACGUGGUAUCAGACCCCUCCUCGUGGAUAUACUUCUUUCAGUAUGUGUUUGACCCACUGUGGUAUUAUCUCGGUGACGGUUGCACGAUUACCAGAGCAACGUGGAAAGACCUAGAGGCGGCUGGUUUUGCCGAACUUCACAUAAAAUAUUUUGAAGCUCCAGAGGUCACUUUAAUGAUAAGGCCACAUAUCAUGGGAUAUUCUAUUAAGUAACUGUAAGGGAUAUUGGACAGGUUGUACUGCAACUUGUGGGCUGUGAAAAUAUUUUCAGUGGGCUUGUAUUUUUACUGGCUGCUAACCAGCAACAAUUUCAGUGGUCUAUUUGUAGUUCACACAGACAUUACCAAAACACUGGAUUCAAUUUGAGGCCGCAUGGGGUCAUUUUAGCGAAAGCAGUUGAUCUGCAAGCACAUAAAAACUCUGAGUUUAUUUGCAAAAUUUAAUAAAGAAUAAACAUUUGCAUCAGUGGAGAAAACAACAAAGACAAUUUUGAGAAUGAUGAGCAGAAAAGGAAAAGGCCCUGUAUUGUCUAUUCAUAAAUAGGGAGAGCCUCAUGUUAUCUUUUGUCCUUGUAGCUGUUUGUUUACUCACAUUGCACAGAUAUGUGCCGCAAACAGCACAGCAGUGACUUUGCUGUGCAUAUGGACACUUCCUUGGUUCAAUCUGAACAUUGUGCAGGUUCCUAAAACAACAUCAGGAGAGGAACAAAUAGAUAGUUAUGUGUCUAUGUUCCACAUAUUCUGUCAAGUUACCAUGUGCACAUACAACAACCAGCACUGUUCAUGGUUCUGAUCCAUUGUUUUGAAGACAACAGUUGUUGAGACACAAUAUGGUACGAUGCCCCAAAUGAUGUAGGCUACGUGUUUAUUUCGUUAUAAAGUGGGGAAUGGAAGACAACUGUAGACGCAUUUUAAUGCUAGUUGUCAAUACAUGGAGUCCCAUGCAGGUUAAAUGUGGCCCAAGGAUUAGUGAGAUUACAGUGCAUGCACCCUGUAGGUAAACGGGAUAUGUUCACAUUUCUACUUACAGUAGCCACAAUAAACAUAUUUGAGUGAAAAUAUAUUUAUUUACUUACAGAAUGAGCAACGUUUCAUACACUGUUUUGUUCUUCUCUCCCUCCCCUCCCAAGAAGUACAUAAUAAAUAUUACCUGGACACUGUGCUUUUUUCCCUGAUUGUCUAAAUAUCUGCCAUGAAACACCCCAACAGGCCACACUUAAUGGCAUCUUUUCCUGUUACCCUUUAUAUUCCAUUGCACAAAAAUAAGGAAUGACAAUUGUAACAUCUCCUUACAGGGAAAUGAGGGGAAUUGCUGGUUGACAGAAUAAAUUGAAGUUCUCUCUGUGUUGUAAUCAAAGCAGUCAAAAAUCUGUAGAUGGUAGAUAAAAACCUCCAACAGCAACAUUUUUAAAAACACAAUCAAAAAAAACAAAAAAACAAAACAAAA